UAAAGGCAGUUUUCACAGACUAAGGGACACAUAUCUUGGGACCCAAAGGCCAGUAUGGCAGUGAUGAAGGACCCAGGCAAAGCUCCUGGGACACAAGAAGUCAGGACCCUGGCAGAUGAUCUAUCUAUCAGCAAAAAGAAGCAACAGCUAGACUCCAUUGCCGGAACUGCAGUUCUGGAACCUCUAGAUAUCUUCUCAUGGUCUUCAUGGUGCGUAAGAUAGAUCCUUUCUGUGAAAGCAAAGAGAACUACUUGACCAGUCAGUAUUGAGUGAGAGAACUAAGAAGAAGUGCUUCUGAACAACGGUUUGUCGGUGUCAUCUCCCAAGCUCUCCAGCCUGCUGUAGGACUUCACUUCUGACCUAAGGGAAGGACACCAGAAGAAAGCUACUUAAGACAUUCGCAGUUCCCUUGUCAAAGCUAGCCAUGACGAGGACUUCUACGUGCAUAUAUCACUCCCUUGUUUUGAGCUGGUAUAUUUUCAUCAAUUAUUACAUCUUUCAACUAGGACGGGAUCCACAGAAACGCAAAAUCUUUCCAAAUGCCCAGCGGUGGAAGUACUUGACAUUCCUUAAUCUGCUCUUGCAGACCAUUUUCUAUGGGGUCGCCUGCCUAGAAGAUGUGCUGAAAAGAAUUAAAGGGAAAAAAGACAUUAAGUUCAUAACUGCCUUCAGAGACCUGCUUUUCACCACAUUGGCUUUUCCUGUAUCCACAGUGGUAUUUCUGUUAUUCUGGAUCCUCUUUCUCUAUGAUCGAGAAGUUGUUUACCCAAAGUACCUAGAUGAUAUCUUUCCAGUAUGGUUAAAUCAUGCAAUGCACACAUGCGUAUUGCCCUUCUCACUAAUUGAAGUCAUCUUCAGACCAUACUGCUAUCCACUGAAGAAGAAAGGACUCAGCAUUUUGACUAUUGCUUUCCUUGCUUACAUUAGCAGGAUCCUAUGGAUCUACUCUCAGACGGGUACGUGGGUGUAUCCUGUGUUUGCCAAAUUCAGCCCAGUAGGUAUAGCAGUCCUCUUCUCUCUCAGCUACAUCUUUACUACUGGCAUCUACCUACUCGAAGAGAAGCUCAACCACUGGAAAUGGGGUGACAAGAGGCAGCCGAGGAAGAAGAACAAGUAA
Molecule: messenger RNA, 1117 nt
Organism: Pteropus alecto (black flying fox)
Lineage: Eukaryota; Metazoa; Chordata; Mammalia; Chiroptera; Pteropodidae
Gene: ADTRP
Product: androgen dependent TFPI regulating protein
Exons: 7
Coding region: 425-1117 (230 amino acids)
Cellular component (GO): endomembrane system; membrane
Source: RefSeq, a predicted model, not a curated record